CACCCAGGCUGCUGUAUGGACAGCAGCUUCUCUGGGACCUGUGUUCUCUAGAAGACAGGAGAAAGGAUGAUCACGCCAGGAGACCCAGCCCAGACAGAACCUGAAGGCUGCAGAGGUAUCAUGAGUGCCAAGGAGGAUGCUAAGUGGCUUCAGUGGGUGACACACCAGUUUGAGACCAUUGCUGGAGAAGACCGGCAAGAAUUCAAAACAGCCCUGAAUGUGAAAGAGUCCUUCUUUGCUGAGCGGUUCUUCGCCCUGUUUGACUCGGAUGGAAGUGGCACCAUCACCCUGCAGGAGCUGCAGGAGGCACUGACCCUGCUCAUCCACGGCAACCCCAUGGACAAACUCAAAUUCCUCUUCCAGGUGUAUGACGUCGAUGGCAAUGGCUCCAUCGAUGCCGACGAGCUGCGCACCGUGCUGCAGUCCUGCCUGCUGGAGAGCGCCAUCUCGCUGUCGGAGGAGAAGCUGGACCAGCUGACGCUGGCGCUCUUCGAGUCUGCGGACAAGGACUGCAGCGGCGACAUCACCUUUGAGGAGCUCCGAGAUGAGCUGCAGCACUUCCCCGGCGUCAUGGAGAACCUGACCAUUAGUGCUGCCCACUGGCUGAAGCCCCCUGCCACCAAACGGCACCCACCCCGUCCUCGCCCACUGACCUCUGCCUACUGGCACAAUCACCGCAGCCAGCUACUCUGCCUGGCCGCCUACGCGGGCCUCCAUGUGCUGCUCUUCGCCCUGGCAGCUAAUGCGCACCGGGCCCUCGGCAUCAGCGUCAUGGUGGCCAAGGGCUGCGGCCAGUGCCUCAACUUCGACUGCAGCUUCAUCGCGGUGCUGAUGCUUAGGCGCUGCCUCACGUGGCUGCGGGCCACGUGGCUGGCUCAGGUCCUGCCCCUGGACCGGAACAUACAGUUUCACCAGCUUAUGGGCUAUGUGGUGGUCGGGCUCUCCCUGGUGCACACUGUGGCCCACGUUGUGAACUUUGUGCUCCAGGCCCAGUCUGAGUCCAGCCCCUUCCAGUUUUGGGAACUGCUGCUCACCACGAGGCCUGGCAUUGGCUGGGUCCAUGGCUUGGCCUCCCCGACCGGCGUGGCUCUCCUCUUGUUGCUGCUCCUCAUGUUCGCCUGCUCCAGCUCCUGCAUCCGCAGGAGCGGCCACUUUGAGGUGUUCUACUGGACCCAUCUGUCCUACCUUCCCAUGUGGCUCCUGCUCAUCCUGCAUGGACCCAACUUCUGGAAGUGGCUGCUGGUCCCCGGCAUCUUGUUCUUCCUGGAGAAGGCCGUCGGGCUGGCGGUGUCCCGCAUGGCAGCCCUGAGCAUCGUGGAAGUCAAUCUGCUCCCCUCCAAGGUGACUCAUCUCCUCAUCAAGAGGCCCCCCCUUUUCAACUACAGGCCUGGCGACUACUUGUAUCUGAACAUCCCCACCAUCGCGCGCUACGAGUGGCACCCCUUCACCAUCAGCAGUGCUCCGGAGCAGAAAGACACCAUCUGGCUACACAUCCGCUCGGAAGGCCAGUGGACAAACAGGCUCUAUGAGUCCUUCAAGGCAUCAGACCCAGUGGACUGUGACACCAAGAGACUGUCGAGGAGUUUGAGAAUGAGAAUGAGCCAGAGGAGGCCCCAGGUCUCUGAGAUGCCCCCUGAGAACCACCAACUCUGUAACAUCAAGUGCUACAUCGAUGGCCCUUAUGGAACCCCCACCCGCAGGAUCUUCGCCUCUGAGCAUGCCGUGCUCAUCGGGGCGGGCAUUGGCAUCACGCCCUUUGCUUCCAUCCUGCAGAGCAUCGUGUACAGGUACCAGAAGAGAAAGCACAUUUGCCCCAACUGCCAGCACUGCUGGAUGGAGGGCAUCCAGGACGAAGACAUGAAGCUCCACAAGGUGGACUUCAUCUGGAUCAACCGAGACCAGCGGUCUUUUGAGUGGUUUGUGAGCCUGCUGACCAAACUGGAGAUGGACCAGGCCGAGGAGCCUCAAGAGGGUAGAUUCCUAGAGCUGCACAUGUACAUGACCUCGGCGCUGGACAAGCAGCUGAGUCUUGGCAUUCCUCUUGGCUACGGACAGAUGGCAUGGCUGCCACUGCCAACCCAUGGCAUUGCCAGCUUCAGGCGGGUGUUCCAGAAAGUGGCCGCUGAGAAGAAGGGCAAGGUGCAGGUCUUCUUCUGUGGCUCCCCAGCCCUGGCCAAGGUGCUCAGGGUCCACUGUGAGCAGUUCGGCUUCAGAUUCUUCCAAGAGAACUUCUAGCCCCGCCUCUCUGAGCUCCGCCCACCCCACCAGCCAGUGGGUCGCCUUGCACAGUGCCCCUGAGGGGCCAGCCUCGGACAGCCACACGCAGAGCGGGAGGCCCCACGGGCAGGUGGACUUCCUUCAUGAGGGGGUGGGAUGGGAGGUUUCCAGGGCAACUGCUCCUCCAAAGUACAACAGGGGUCCUUCCUGGACCUGCCUAAUGAUCACAAUCCUUCAGCAAAUUUCUCCCCCACCAUUUUAUUAUGAAAUUUUUCAAAUAUACAGAAAAUUAAGGGAAUUGUACAGUGAACAGUGUUAUCUACUUUCUAGCUUCCUCAGAUAACAUUUUGCUAUAUUUGCUUUAUGACAUAUUAUCCAUCUAUCGCUUCCUCUAUCCACCCAUCAAUGUACCUUACUUUUCGGAUGCAUUUCAAAGCACACUUUGCCACUCAGAGGACAUUUCUUUAAAUGUAGAUUCCUGGGUCCUACUCCCAGAUAUUCUGAUUCUGAAGAUCUGGGGAUGAGACCUGGAAUGUGUAUUUUAUCCAAAAUUUAUGCCUGUAGGGAGAGAUA
Molecule: messenger RNA, 2790 nt
Organism: Myotis lucifugus (little brown bat)
Lineage: Eukaryota; Metazoa; Chordata; Mammalia; Chiroptera; Vespertilionidae
Gene: NOX5
Product: NADPH oxidase 5
Exons: 17
Coding region: 67-2235 (722 amino acids)
Biological process (GO): superoxide anion generation; defense response
Cellular component (GO): NADPH oxidase complex; plasma membrane
Molecular function (GO): superoxide-generating NAD(P)H oxidase activity; calcium ion binding
Source: RefSeq, a predicted model, not a curated record